UUCAAAUCUGCACAGCCAAUGCAGUAGGUGUAGCCUACCUUACCUGCUCCUCUCAACUUUUGGCUUUCCAUUCUGUCGCAGGGAGGUGUUUGAGGGAUAUCCUAAUUCGGCGUGUGUGUCCUAACCAAUACUUUUGUUGGUCCUGUUUGAUUUUAAGAGAAAGUGGACUUUACUACUAUACGGAGCUGCAAUCAAUCAAAAUUAAAAAGACGCGGUUCGGGAUUUUAGUGUAAAUGGGGCGAUUUAGUUUUUAGUAGCAGCCGCAGCCUGGAGGAGUAUCCUUAUAUUCUUUGAUUUGUAAUUGUUUUGAAUACUGUGCCUGCAUCGAUCCUGCUGCUUGGAAUUACGAGGUGAGUUCUCCGCGGGCUGCACUGCACUGUACACGAGCUGGAAUAUUCAUCAGAAUUACUGUCUGCUCGCUCCGUGCAAGGUGUGCCGUACAACGAGAAUGCUUACUUGUAGGGUGCAGGAUCUCAGGGGAGUACGUGUCGGGAAACACAUCACUCCUCUCCACUGUGUCCUGCUGUUUCUCCUCCUCUGCAAUGCUCCAACAGGUGAAACUGGGUUCCUGGGAGGCUCCAAAGUCGUUUUUCCCGGUGGAUGCAGUGCGCCCUGGGGGCUGAGUAAAGGCACCCAGGUCCCUGUGCUCUCCAAUCUCACAGUGUGUCUGGACAUCAGACUGACUGCGCCCGGCCCUUGGGAAGCCUUUACUUACAAGACUUUGAAAGCAACCAAUUAUGACCUGGGGAUUGUUGGGAGCGAUGGAUUGAUCACUGUCUGGCUGCUGGGUCAAUCUUUCAACGUGUCCCAGAGCUUACCUGUAAUGACGUGGAACACCCUCUGCUUGGAAUGGAACGGAAGAGACAACAGGCUAUCGCUCAGAGUAAACGGAAGCCAGUUUCAGAAAAACAUCACUGGUGAUACUAUCCCCGAGAAUGGAACGCUGUUACUGGGCUGUUCAGGAAACAGCACAGCCACGGGCAUGGGGGAAAUGUACUUAUUCAGGCUGUGGGAUACAUCAAGCGGUCACCCUGCCAGCCCCUGCGAGAACGGCAAUGUCAUUGACUGGGAUGACAGACAGUGGAGCUUUAAUCGAAGCACUCUCAUCCCUGACCCCUCUCUGCAGUGCAGUGAAACUGGGUUCCUGGGAGGCUCCAAAGUCGUUUUUCCCGGUGGAUGCAGUGCGCCCUGGGGGCUGAGUAAAGGCACCCAGGUCCCUGUGCUCUCCAAUCUCACAGUGUGUCUGGACAUCAGACUGACUGCGCCCGGCCCUUGGGAAGCCUUUACUUACAAGACUUUGAAAGCAACCAAUUAUGACCUGGGGAUUGUUGGGAGCGAUGGAUUGAUCACUGUCUGGCUGCUGGGUCAAUCUUUCAACGUGUCCCAGAGCUUACCUGUAAUGACGUGGAACACCCUCUGCUUGGAAUGGAACGGAAGAGACAACAGGCUAUCGCUCAGAGUAAACGGAAGCCAGUUUCAGAAAAACAUCACUGGUGAUACUAUCCCCGAGAAUGGAAUGCUGUUACUGGGCUGUUCAGGAAACAGCACAGCCACGGGCAUGGGGGAAAUGUACUUAUUCAGGCUGUGGGAUACAUCAAGCGGUCACCCUGCCAGCCCCUGCGAGAACGGCAAUGUCAUUGACUGGGAUGACAGACAGUGGAGCUUCAAUCGAAGCACUCUCAUCCCUGACCCCUCUCUGCAGUGCACUGCUCCAGCAAAUGCUGCAAGCACAUCCGGUCCUCUGAAUGUCACAGUGUUCUCUGAAUCCACGACGACUGCAACUGUGUCAACAACAGCCAGCCGUCCGAAUGCAACAGGAAGUAGUACUACAACCAGUUAUGUUUCAUAUGGUACAUGUGAUUUUUCUAAAUUUUGCGUUGAAUCAGAUGACUUCUACAUGGUAAGAGCAGAAGUCACAUCUAAUGCCAGCAACAAAACGGAAUCAGAUGUUAAGGUUUGGCUCACUGACAAAUUCAACAUCUCAUCUAAUUCAACAUGCCUCACAACUGUGUCCAGCAAUGACACUGUAAAGGACAGCAAGUCAGCAUUGGGCGACCCUGCUAACUGCUCUGCAUCUUUAGAGUACAUGCUGAAGGCUAUUGCCGUGACCUGUGAGACGAAAGAAAACAUUAGUAUGACCAACUGUUCGAUAGCCCUGCAGCUGAAGAAGGGGACUAACGCAUGUCUCAUCUGGUACCUGCUCACAAAUCCUGAGAAUCAUACACUCCAGUUAACAUCAACUGGGAAACUCUUUCAAGCAGCCAGGUGCUACUGUCCCCAGAAUGAUGAGCUCACCACAACAUUCUCCUGGUUUCCCAUGGCACAUAAUCUCUCCAGUGUGUGUGCUGCAAACAGCAGCCUCAGCAUGGCAUGUAAAAAUGGAGAAACGAUCUGGAUUCCUCUAAAUGAGACCAGCGUGCAAUACUACUUCGAUCAGAAGGACAUUCCAGGGAACACAACAGAAACAAAGAAACAAUGUGAUUUUUCUGAAUUCUGCCGUGAAAAAAGUGCAUACUAUAUGAUAAGAAUACAAAUAUUGCCUGAAACUCGCAAUGUAAAGGAAUCAGAUGUUAAGAACUGGUUUUAUCAGGUGUUGAAUAACUCCGAGUGCAUUGAGAUGGGACUGGACAACUCCACCAAAGGGACCUGUACUAGGAUUCCAAAGAUUUUUAAAAUUGAGGGUGUUGGUGUCUACUGUGCAGAAAAAGACAGUGUGAACAACUGUACUGUGAUCCUGAAAAUAUCGCGAGUGUGGGAGGGAUGUUUUAUUCCCAUACUGAAUCAGAUUGAUGAUAUAAAUCUACAGUUAAAAUAUAUUGAUAAAGUGCUACGAGUGGCGUGGUACGGUGUUCCUUCCGGAGCUGAUCCACUGCAGGCCUCCCAGUUCAUCUGGGUCCCUGUUCCUGUCACUUCAACUGUGGUGUGCGCUGCAAACAACAAGCUCAACCUUACAUGCAAUAACAACACUACAAUAUGGGUUCCUCUGAAGGAAUCUGAUGUAAACUGUGGAGAUGGAAAUGGAACUACAGUGGAACCUUCUGGAACGACUGUAUCUUCUGGAACAACUGUGCUUAACUCUAGCUCUACCCCUAACCCACCCACUACAGCUCCAGUCAAUAACACGGUAGGGAAGGCAUCUGCUCUGUUAAACAUCACAGAAAACAUGGCAAACCUCAGCUCAGCGGAUAUUGAAAACCUGAUGAACAAGCUGGAUGCCCUUUUGAAUGGGCCUGUGGACACAAAGCUAGCCGGGAUAGUGGUCAACGUCGUCAGCAACGUGCUCAACGCCCCUGCAGAAACUGUGGCCGCGUCCUCCAAAAAAGUCAUACAGGUAGUGGACAAGGUGGGCCUGAAUCUGGUCUUCGAUACAGAGUCAGUGAACAUAACCUCGCCCGCACUGAGCCUGGCUGUAAAGAAAGUCAAUGGCAGCCACUUUGAGGAGUCGUCCUUUUCCAUUGCAGACACGUCCAAUUUUCAGAUCACGCCAAGAAGCCCUAACUCUUCCUCCAGUGUAGGAGCCAUCACUCUGCCAGCCUCCCUGAUGUCUAACUUAUCACUGGACAACCAGGCCUUGGCUUCCAGAGUCCAGUUCAGCUUCUAUGAGAAAAGCACUGUGUUUGUGGACAAGUCGAAUCCGAACAGAUUGUUGAACAGCUAUGUGAUUGGAGCUAGCGUUUCAAACCUAUCGAUAGUCAAUCUGCAGCACAGUGUCAUCAUCACCUUGAAGAACACCAGGCCUGUUCAGGAGAACUCCACUGCAGUGUGUGUGUUCUGGGAUUCCACGAUAAACCAAGGGAAAGGAGGCUGGAAUGAAAAAGGCUGUACUGUUUUGAAGAAUACAACCAAUGAAACCGUCUGCGGAUGCAACCAUCUUACAAGCUUUGCUGUGUUGAUGGAUUUGUCAAGAAGUAACCAAACGGAUCCGGAACAACUCAGAAUCCUUACUUUCAUCACAUACAUUGGCUGCGGCAUUUCAGCGAUUUUCCUCUCUGUGACUCUCGUGACCUACCUUUCAUUUGAGAAAAUCCGGAAAGACUACCCGUCCAAAAUCCUGAUUCAGCUGUGCACCGCGCUGCUCUUCCUCAACCUGGUGUUCCUCAUCGACUCGUGGAUCGCGCUGUACAAGGAUGUGCCGGGGCUGUGUGUGGCCGUCGCUGUGUUCCUCCAUUACUUCCUGCUGGCCUCCUUCACCUGGAUGGGGCUCGAGGCGUUCCACAUGUACCUGGCGCUGGUCAAAGUCUUCAACACCUACGUGCGCAAGUACAUGCUGAAAUUCUGCAUCGUCGGCUGGGGAGUCCCUGCUGUUGUGGUUGCUAUAGUAAUAGCUAUAAGCAGAGAAAACUACGGGCUCAGUUCCUAUGGGAAAUAUCCGGAUAACUCACUGGAUGAAUUCUGCUGGAUCAAAAGCAACAUUGCCUUUUACGUUUCAGUCGUGGGGUAUUUCAGCGUGAUCUUCCUGCUGAACAUGGGCAUGUUUAUUGUGGUGCUGGUGCAGCUGUGCCGCAUCAAGAACCAGAAGCACCACACCAGCCAGCGGGGCAGCAGCUUCCGGGACAUCAAGAGUGUGGCCGGCCUCACCUUCCUGCUGGGCAUCACCUGGGGCUUUGCUUUCUUCGCCUGGGGAGACGUGCAGCUGGCCUUCAUGUACCUGUUUGCUAUCUUCAACACCUUGCAAGGGUUUUUUAUCUUCGUGUUCCACUGCGCGGCCAAGGAGAAUGUCCGGAAACAGUGGAGGAUGUAUCUGUGCUGUGGAAAACUCCGACUGGCUGAAAACUCAGACUGGAGCAGGACAGCCACCAACACGAAGAAGCGAUCAGUGAUGCCGGUCACAUCUUUCUGCUCUGGCUCCUCCAGCUCCCUGCACUCCAACAUAACCUCCAGCGGCUCCAAGACCUUCCUCGUCAGCAACGAGCACGCCGCUCCUGUCACUGGAAAUGGUAACCACUACAGGGAGAGGGAGAGGGUGUCGCUCAAUACACCAAAUGGAGAUGUCAUGCUCAAUGAGAUCUCCCACGACAGAUAUAAGCUGUCAUUGAAGGAGGAAAAUGAUUACGAAACAGACAGCCUUUCCCUGAGGAAGACUUUGAAGAAACGGGGAGACAUGACGUCCAGCGAAGUGCAGUGACGUUAAACGUUAAAACGACAUGACGUUACAUUUCAACCAUUCGGUCGACAAAAGAUGUUGUAUUUCUAAGUGGGUUUGUUUGUUUGUAUGUUUGUUUGUUUGUUUGUGGUACAUGCCAUAUGUUUAUAAAUGUAAUGGUUUAAGUUUUAUAGGAGUAAAAUGAAUACAAAGUGGAAUAUUUGCAACACUUGCACAAACCGUUUCCUUAGAAUGUGAUUCUGUCUCAUGAACAAGCUGAUAUGAUAAUUAAGCCUUCCUAAGCUUUUGUCAAAACUUCAGUGAGCCUGCUUGCAGAGGGAGGGCAGGGCAAUCAUUGGAACAGCACAGUGCUCAUUGAGAAUGGUGUUCAGAACUGGGUUCCCGGCAGUGGAAACACAGCCUUAGAUAUUCCCCACAGCUUGCCUUGUGUUCAAACAGGCUGUACUAGGAUGCUUCUGAUGUGAGCUGUGCAUGACUUUUCCCCAGAAUCGUUUGCAUUCUGACAAGCUGGCCGUUUUAUGGGUUCCUGCCUGUCCCAGUGGAUAGAUUUGAGUAUUAGAUUUGAAGAGAUCUGAAGAUUCUACAGAUUUAGGUCCAACACUGUUUAGAUCAAAGCCCCUCUCAGCCAAUCAAAACCCCAGAUUUCAGAACAUUCCAGUACAUCUCAUUGUGCCAUAAGUGUCGCCUCACUUACGCACAGUACACGACCAACCAAGUACCAAUUGUGCUCGUUUCUUUUCUUUAAAACAGGGUUUAAAGAAGGGAAUACCUUUAAACAAAGAGCGUGUGCUUAACCCUUUCAUUAGGUGUUUUUUUCCUUUAAUAAAAUAGGAGUUAACUAAAGACUGGAGUAAACUCUUUGUAAAUAUGGUCGUUAGUACAGUAUAAUAGUAAGGAGUAUGUUUAGAGCAAACCUGUUCCAAUGCACCCUACUCUCCCCUUGUUUAUAGCAAUUGAACAGACCAAUGCGACAGUAUGGAACACAAAUAGAACUUGAAAUCUGUGGCGUGUUCUUUAGAUGUUCUGGAACACAGGUAUAGAGUUCUAGCUCUUUUGUGCAGUUUGUACUUGAAUUUUUAAUGUCAUGUUUUCUUCCAAAUAUAUAUAUUGCAAUAAAAAUAGCAUUGUACUGUACAUUUAUAUAUUCUGGUAAAUGGUACAUACUGUCUAUUGUGAUGGUAGGCAUCCAUAAUAAUCUCUUACUUUGUAUUUAUGAACUUGUAAAAUAGUAGUUUGUACUGUAAUGUGAUAAAUUGCAUUCAACAAAUCUGAA
Acipenser ruthenus (sterlet) is the source of this 6377-nucleotide messenger RNA. RefSeq names its product adhesion G-protein coupled receptor G2-like. Gene Ontology annotation, biological process: cell surface receptor signaling pathway; adenylate cyclase-activating G protein-coupled receptor signaling pathway. The coding region runs from base 449 to 5125 and encodes 1558 amino acids. Gene Ontology annotation, cellular component: membrane. Lineage: Eukaryota; Metazoa; Chordata; Actinopteri; Acipenseriformes; Acipenseridae. The transcript has 36 exons. Gene Ontology annotation, molecular function: G protein-coupled receptor activity. The record is from RefSeq and is a predicted model, not a curated record.